AUGCAGUGGGCCGUGGGCCGGCGGUGGGUGUGGGCCGCGCUGCUCCUGGCUGCCGCUGCUGUGCUGGCCCAGGUGGUCUGGCUCUGGCUGGGCACGCAAAGCUUCGUCUUCCAGCACGAAGAGAUCGCGCAGCUGGCCCGGCAGUAUGCGGGGUUGGACCACGAGCUGGCGUUCUCUCGGCUGAUCGUGGAAUUACGGCGGCUGCACCCAGGCCACGUGCUGCCCGACGAGGAGCUGCAGUGGGUGUUUGUGAACGCGGGCGGCUGGAUGGGCGCCAUGUGCCUUCUGCACGCCUCGCUGUCCGAGUACGUGCUGCUCUUCGGCACCGCCCUGGGCUCUGGCGGCCACUCGGGGCGCUACUGGGCUGAGAUUUCCGACACCAUCAUCUCUGGCACCUUCCACCAGUGGAGAGAGGGCACUACCAAAAGUGAGGUCUUCUACCCAGGGGAGACCGUGGUCCACGGGCCUGGUGAGGCAACAGCUGUGGAAUGGGGGCCAAAUACAUGGAUGGUGGAGUAUGGUCGGGGUGUCAUCCCAUCUACCUUGGCCUUCGCGCUGGCUGACACAAUCUUCAGCACCCAGGACUUCCUCACGCUCUUCUAUACUCUUCGCGCCUAUGCCCGGGGCCUCCGGCUUGAGCUCACCACCUAUCUCUUUGGCCAGGACCCCUGACCAGCCAGGCCUGAACGAGGACCUGUGGAUGGACAGGAGCAGGCAGGCCUGCAUACAUCCACUUUCUGGAGCCCAUGUGAAAAGACAGGGACACAACAUGCAACUACUAAGUUCCUGAUGUACGAGCAGGGACACACAUGCUUAUGUAACCAAAUACAGAGACUCGUGGGAACAUAUGGGACAUACACGCAGAUACAGUCCCAUGUGUACGGCAGCAUCAUACGUUCACAACCAUCCAGAGAGGGAACCCCACAUGUACCAAGGGGGCCAGUCAUAUUCAGACAUACCACAAGCUUGAAUCACUAACUCAAGCCUUUUCCAGAGCUUUCCUGCCACCAGUCAAGGCUCUGGAGUUGGUGAUGGGUGUAGGUAUUAUACUCUGUCUGGGCCUGACCCUUCAACCCAAUAGCAGCUGAGGUGGGAGGGAGAUGAAGGGUUGCCUGUGGAGGCCCCCCUCAUCUCCCCAUCCUCACCAUAUGCCUUACCUCAUUCUGUUCCCCUUACUAUGCAAGUGCUCUCAUGGCCUGUCCCCACUCUUAGCAACUAAGUCAGCUGGGAGAACCGUAAGAAUGGAGAAUGCUGAGGUCAGGGUCCUUCUAUCCUGAAAGACCCCAUGCCUUUCCCCCAUUCGUCCCUUAGGAGUGUGAUUGGGGGAGGCUGGCCUCAGCUCAGGGCCCACUGCUGGGCAGAGGACCUAGAGAAGUUAGCCUAGGUCCAGGGGGCCAUCCCUGGCCUACAAAGGCCUUUUCUGCACACAUACACCCUCAUCACAGCUUCCACAUUCUGCCCUUGAUGUCUGUCCACCUGUCUCUGUUAAUAAAGACUUGUUGAACAGUCA
Herpailurus yagouaroundi (jaguarundi) is the source of this 1510-nucleotide messenger RNA. It is a transcript of the gene SIGMAR1, whose product is annotated as sigma non-opioid intracellular receptor 1. The record is from RefSeq and is a predicted model, not a curated record. Lineage: Eukaryota; Metazoa; Chordata; Mammalia; Carnivora; Felidae. The coding region runs from base 1 to 672 and encodes 223 amino acids. Gene Ontology annotation, cellular component: endoplasmic reticulum. The transcript is spliced from 4 exons.